Molecule: messenger RNA, 582 nt
Organism: Rhincodon typus (whale shark)
Lineage: Eukaryota; Metazoa; Chordata; Chondrichthyes; Orectolobiformes; Rhincodontidae
Gene: iqcm
Product: IQ motif containing M
Exons: 5
Coding region: 103-582 (159 amino acids)
Source: RefSeq, a predicted model, not a curated record
GUUUGCACAUGAGCAAUUGAAAAAUAGCCCAUCUGAGUGGAACACAGCAGAUCUGUAGACCAUGGACCAUCCCUUUUACUCGUGGUAAAACAGUAUCGCAAUAUGAUGACCCGCUUGCGAAGACGCUUUAAUACUCCCCAGGAACGAUUACCAUUAGUGUUUUCAGAAUUAGAAGAAUGGCUUGAAAAGAAGAAGAAGUAUGAAGAUCUGUUUACAAAAAGAGAGUUUCAGAAAUUUAUCAUGGGGAAUGAAUUAACAAAUUUCUUUGAGGACUGCGACCAUUAUCCUUCCCAGCGUGAUAUUAAAAAAACCUGGGCUUUGAUUAACAAAGACUCCUCUAUCAAGCUGCCUGAAAAAUUGAAAAAGCAGCAAGUAUUAGAAAUGGCAUUUACAAUGUAUCCACCUCUUGGAGCCAGACUGGGUAAUAGGUCCACUCGCUUGUCAACAUGGAUUAAGCCAAUAGUAGAGGGAGAAGAGGGACAGAAAUACAUAUUGUAUAAGCACCCAAUCCUAAAGAAAGCUGAUAUCCAAGUUGUUGGUGAUUUGAUAACAAAAUCAUUUCUUGGAAGAGGUCAGUCUUGA